GCUCUUUCCCCAUGACAACAAAAUAACUUCAAGCAGAAACGACUGACAACCUAAACCUCGGAGGACGCUGCAGGACGUAUCGUCCAUAAUUCCAACAUUAGUUUAUUUUUCACUCGUGGACCUGGACAUGUGGAACUCCAGAUCUGACUUUACGGCCCGGUCUUCCUCAUGGUGUGGGUCAGGCUUUACGUCAAGAGCCAGCUCUGGUGCUGGUGCCUUCAGAAGGAGCGAUCCGGGUCUAAGGAGGUGGCGGUCAAUGUACCACCUGGAGCCUGAGAGUCCUACAAAGUCAUUUUCACCAUUUGGAGCAGAAAUAUGGGCUGGUGGAGGCGAAAGGAGCUUCAGACAAGCAGAAGUCUUGCCGUGGCUCCAGGAUGCUCAUGAGCGGCUGAACGCUAAACUGGACCGGCUGAGGACCAGAGAAGUUACUCUGGGCUACAACAAAACGAUGGCACAGAUGCUCAACAUGGAACAGAAGCUGCUCUCUAAAACGAUGGAUGCUUUCAGUCAGGAGGAAUUGUUUGAACAGAGUCAACAGUGUCAAGAUCUCCAAGAAAAAGUCCUAAAGCUGGAAAAUGAGCUGCUGCACAUGAGGUCUUCUCUGGCAAAUGUAAGCGAGGAUCAGCCGACGUCUCGUCUGGCAGCUUCACACAACAAAUCAAAGACUCCAGGAGACGAGAAGGAGAAUCCGACAGAGGAGGACAAGCUGAGGGAGGCUCUGAGAGAAGCUGAGGCAAGAGCCGCAACUCUUCAAGAAGAACGAAACAAAGCACUCCAGGAUCUCCAGACUUCUGCUGAGGUAAAUGAACAACUGAGACAAGAACUGGAGGUGAUGAAGAAACAUCUGGCUGAGUCACAACAUCAGCUGCAGGAGCUGAACGAGGAGGAAAACAUCAAAUUAAGACAAAUCACAGAUCAGAUCAGAGAAAAGGAGAAUCUGCUGACUGAAAGAAACCCGGGAGGACAUGAUGCAUUAAAUGAAUCAACAGGAAACAACAGCCAGCGCAGAACAUCCACAGAAGAUUUGGACCUACAAAAUCAGAAACUGCAGUAUCAGUGUGUCUGUUUGGAAGAAAAGCUCAAAGACACGGAAAAGGCGCUGCAAAUGCACGAGAAAACACAUCAAAAAAAGGAUGAAAUGAGACUUCUGCGCAUUAAAGAUCUGGAAGAUCUGGCCUCACACUGGACAGAAAAAUGGCAAAAUGUUGCUUUGAAGCUUCAGUCCACACAAGAUGAGUUAGAAGAACUGAAGAGAAACUGCACCAUUGAUACAAGAGAAUCUGAGUCUUUACUGAGGUGUGAACAGGAAACAGGUAGUGAUUUGGUGCAGACCCUUCACAAAGACACACAGACAGACCUAUCAGAAUCCUCUGUAACACCAGACUCCACAUGCAGCAGAAAUAAAUCUCCUCAGCUUUGGACGCAAAGCGGCGAGAUUCAGAGGCUGAAGCAAAAACUUUCAGAAACAGAAAGAGAAGUGAGCGACAGAGAGCAUGAUUUGAGAACUAUGGAACGGCUGCGAGAGAUGGAAAGAGCAGAGGCUCAAAUUAGGCUUUCUGCUCUUGAACUCAAGCUCAUGAAAAAGGCAUCUGAAGUUUGCCAAAACGGUGGAGGAGUUCACGCAGAUGUGUCAAACCCUGCCUCAAUGCACGAGCAACAGGACGAGUCGGAUGAGACGCAGCAGCUGAAUCCUCCAACCCUCCACAAACAUCCAGACCAGAGGCAGAGGUUUUCCCACAGUGGGGGUGAAAAUGAGACUUUGUGGAUUGAAGACAAGAAGAAUAAAACCAUCUGCCUUGUUGACCAAGAGGUGGCGCAGCAGAGAAGAAUGGUCACUGAGCAGUUAAAGAGCUUGUUUAAAGAGCAAGAAGGAAAGGAGGCGAGAUUUGCUGAUGCACAAUCAGUUGCUCAAAGUGGAUCCUCCUCCACUCAGGACUGGACUCCCACAUCUCUGGUCAUUAGGGCUGCAGCAGACAGGAGAAGCCGGCAGCCUGGCUCGGCUUUAAUGCCGGUGUUGGAGGAGGAUGAGGAGAACGGUGACUGGUCAGGAGGGGAUCUAAAACAGGAAGCCCACACUGAAUGUUAAAGGUUCACCUCUCUGGCUGCAAACUACAGAAAUUGAUGGUCUGUGUAGGAAAGGUGAACACCUUCAACCUGAUGGAGUAUUUCUGGAUCAGACUCUCGAUGUUUGCAAUCAAGAUGAAGAUGAAGAGGAAAAACUGCAGCUCAGAAAAUCUUCAGUAUCUGGAAAAAACAAGCAGCAUUGAACUCUAUAAUCAAACUGAAUGUUAGCCUACAUUUUUUGAAAGCAUCGCCCAGCUUUGCGCUUCACCAAAUCAUAUACUCGUUUUCAUUUUAAAGACUUUUUAUGUAAAUGUUCAGUCGAUUAUCUACUGAGAGCCUUGCAAAAAUAUUUACACUUUGUGACGUUGAAACUCCGAACAUUCAAAGUGUUGAAUAAAUAUGCAGUGGAAGAAAAACAUUUUCACAAAAUCUAAAAAAUCUGGUAUUCACUUGCAUUAAACCGUCGUGAAUAAAUUAUAUCUGGAGCCACUUGA
Molecule: messenger RNA, 2558 nt
Organism: Poeciliopsis prolifica (blackstripe livebearer)
Lineage: Eukaryota; Metazoa; Chordata; Actinopteri; Cyprinodontiformes; Poeciliidae
Product: golgin subfamily A member 6-like protein 7
Exons: 20
Coding region: 128-2086 (652 amino acids)
Source: RefSeq, a predicted model, not a curated record